AUGGCUCUCGCAGCAAAAGUCGGGGUUCACGGCAUGCCUUGCGUGCCGGAGGUUGGUGGGUCUGCAGAAAGGCAGCGAAAGCAAACAAAUCAAUAUGGUCGUCUGCGCAUCUUUCAGCAGAAUAUUUUUGCGCUUUUGGCCGAUCCUUCAUACGAAGCUCUUUUUGAUGUAGUCAUAGUGGCAGAAAAUCAA
Molecule: messenger RNA, 192 nt
Organism: Eimeria maxima
Lineage: Eukaryota; Apicomplexa; Conoidasida; Eucoccidiorida; Eimeriidae
Exons: 1
Source: RefSeq, a predicted model, not a curated record